This is a messenger RNA of Babesia ovata, 762 nucleotides long. RefSeq lists its product as uncharacterized. The record is from RefSeq and is a predicted model, not a curated record. Lineage: Eukaryota; Apicomplexa; Aconoidasida; Piroplasmida; Babesiidae. The transcript has a single exon. The coding region runs from base 1 to 762 and encodes 253 amino acids.
AUGGAACUAUGUUCGUUGAUUGCGGUUCCCCGUAACCUCAAGGAGGGCAUCGACUGGUUGAUGGCGCUGAGGGGGACUGACGAUGAAAACGGCUUGAAGGCUGUGAGUGCAGUCCUUUACGAAUUUCUCGCACAACAGCCUGUUGGCUUGAAGCGGUUGCGAGAUCUUGAGGAUGUAAAGAGCGUUUCCCAUGAGUUCCUGCUGCAACCAGAGUUUCAAGACCAGCCAUACGUAAAGGACCUGGUGCAAAGAUACACGACACCGAUGAAUAAAGACGUCGGCACAUUCGCUAAGGCCUUUGGAGAUAUCGCCAAAAGUGAUUAUGAGAACGUAUUACAGACCCAGGGUGUCAACCCUGAAACAAUUGAAGAAAAAUUGCGCAAAGUUGUGCAUGGUACUGAGAAGUUCUUGAACUAUAUCAAAAACACCCGCCGGUAUAGCCGUACAUACGGUUCAGCAGCAACUUGGGCUUCAUCGUGCACGCACGACCCUGAACUUUGCGCAGCAAUUCUCGUGGGGAUGGCGCCGAUGCUAUACGCGGGCUUACGUUAUUUGAACGAUGCAGCUGCAGAUGCAUUUUUGGAAGGGCCUGAUUCUGUGGAGGAAAAGCGUUUAGUAAGUGUAUUGGAAGCCCUUGGUUACGAGGGGCAACAAAAGCGUGGUAAGAUGCGUAGUUCAGAUAUACGCAACGCAUUGAGCGGUGUGGACAAAGAUGUAUUGACCGUACUCUACGACCUCGCUGGAUUCUGGGCAUUCUAUUGA